UCGUCCAUUGUUUUCACUUACUUCAUUAAUUGUUUAGUCUGUGAAAAGUGAAAAAUCACAACAUCCUGCAGCCUAAAGUGACGUCUUCACAUCGCUUGACUCGUUUGACCAACACAUCAACACCCAAAGCAGAUCGUCACGUUUGAGAGGACGGCUCGAAAAAUGACAAAAAUGAUUCAUCGAUUUUGAAAAGCUGGCAAGAGAAGGUAGGAGAGGAUGGAGGAGGAGGCGCAGUGAGGGAAGGAGGCAGUGAGAAAGGGAAGGAGAGGAGGAAGAAGGAAGGAAAGAAGGAAGGGGUUGGACUUUUGUGAGGAAGAAGGCAACCCAGGCUGGAUUGGGAUGGAAGGUGUGAAAGAAGGAAGGAAGCAAGUGAUAGAGGAGGCUUAAAAAGUUGAAGGAAAAAGUAAAAGUGAAGGACUGAUGAGAGAAGGAAGGUAAGGAGGAUGAGAGAGUCAGGAAGAGGAGUUGGUGAGGAAGGGAUGGAAGGAUGGAAGGACUGAGAAGAAGAGGAGGUUAAAUAAAAGAUGUGUGGAGAAGUAGUUAGAGGAGAGAAGGAAGGGGAGGAGAUGAUUUGAGGGUGGGGAAGGAAAGGAGGGCUCUGAGGCUGAAAGGGAAGGAAGGAGAAAAGAAGAAAGGAAAAGAGGAGGUAAAAAACUGAUGGAGCAGUGGUUAGGCAAAGACCGAUGGAGAGGGCGAAGAGAAGGAGGUAGUAAAGAAGGAGGCUGACUCACCGCUGGAACGCCUGAGCGCAGAAGAAGAAGAAGAAGAAGGAGUCUGAGAGAACGAGGGAGUAAAGACAACUGUGACACGGACAGCGAGAAGGAGGGAGGGAGAGGAAGAGGGGGAGUAAAAGAGAAACAAAAUUUAAGGAGGUGAGGAGGACAAGGAGGGGAGAGAGGAGAGAAGACAGCAAGAGGACGUCAGGUUGGGUUGGCGGGGCGACAGGAGGAAAAAGAAAGUGACUGUGGGAAAGAGAGAGAGAGAGAGAGAGAGAGACUACAGCCCAGUGGGGGAACUCGUGGGCAGAUCUGAGGUCAGGCGGGCGCAGGUAGGUUGGCGGUCAGACGGAAGGCUGACUGAGCUUCAGCCGAACAAACUGUCCCGCUAACCCCGCCCCCCAACCACAACAACCGUCCCCUCAGCGUCACCACACUGGGAGAACUGGGAGAACUGGUGACGGGGAGCCACCAUGAGCGACCAGAACGUCGUCAAGGAAGGCUGGGUCCAGAAAAGAGGCGAGUACAUCAAGAACUGGCGACCGCGCUACUUCCUGCUGAAGACGGACGGCUCUUUCAUCGGCUACAAGGACAAACCGCAGGACUCCGACCUGGCCUACCCGCUCAACAACUUCUCUGUAGCAAAAUGUCAGCUGAUGAAGACAGAGCGUCCAAAGCCAAACACCUUCAUCAUCCGCUGUCUGCAGUGGACCACCGUCAUCGAGAGGACUUUUCACGUGGACACUCCUGACGAGAGAGACGAGUGGGCCGAGGCCAUCCAGAUGGUGGCCGAGUCUCUGGCCAAGCAGGAGGAGGAGGGCAUCCUGUGCAGCCCCACCUCCCAGAUCGAGAACGUCAACGAGGAGGAGAUGGACACCUCCAUCAGCCACUACAAACGAAAGACGAUGAAUGACUUCGACUAUCUGAAGCUUCUGGGCAAAGGCACGUUUGGGAAAGUCAUUCUGGUGAGGGAGAAGGCGAGCGGCACCUACUACGCCAUGAAGAUCCUGAAGAAGGAAGUCAUCAUAGCCAAGGAUGAAGUCGCUCACACGCUCACGGAAAGCAGGGUUUUAAAAAACACUCGGCAUCCAUUCCUGACUUCUCUGAAGUACUCGUUCCAGACUAAGGAUCGGCUGUGCUUUGUAAUGGAGUACGUCAACGGCGGAGAGCUGUUUUUCCACUUGUCAAGAGAAAGAGUUUUUUCGGAGGACCGAACUCGUUUCUACGGCGCCGAGAUCGUCUCCGCCCUCGACUACCUGCAUUCUGCCAAGAUCGUCUAUCGCGACCUGAAGCUGGAGAACCUCAUGUUGGACAAAGACGGCCACAUUAAGAUCACCGACUUUGGCCUCUGCAAAGAAGGCAUCACAGACACUGCCACCAUGAAGACCUUCUGUGGAACACCUGAGUACCUGGCUCCUGAGGUGCUGGAGGACAACGACUACGGUCGGGCGGUGGACUGGUGGGGUUUGGGCGUGGUGACGUACGAGAUGAUGUGCGGCCGCCUGCCGUUCUACAACCAGGACCACGAGAAGCUGUUCGAGCUCAUCCUCAUGGAGGAGAUCAAGUUCCCGCGAACCCUGUCGGCUGACGCCAAGUCGCUGCUGUCGGGGCUGCUCAUCAAGGACCCCAACAAGCGGCUGGGCGGCGGACCGGAUGACGCUAAGGAGAUCAUGCGGCACAGUUUCUUUGGCACAGUCGACUGGCAGGACGUCUACGACAAGAAGCUGGUCCCGCCCUUCCAGCCCCAGGUCACCUCGGAGACGGACACGCGUUACUUUGACGAGGAGUUCACAGCACAGACCAUCACCAUCACCCCGCCGGAGAAAUAUGACGAGGACGGGAUGGACGCGGCGGACAACGAGCGAAGGCCUCAUUUCCCACAGUUCUCCUACUCAGCCAGCGGGCGGGAGUGAGCGUCCGGCCCAGCCAGCCAGUAUCGUCCCCAUUCGUGGCCAUUUUGAGGAAAACACGUAGCCAUUUUAGGAAGAAAAAAAAUACCAGUCUCCCCUCUUUUUCUCCUUCUCUGCCUCCUCACAGACGGGGAGAAGUCUUUUUAGGGACUUUAAAAGAGGUUUUUGCACAGUGGGAUGGACUCCAGCCGGUCUCCCCACACUAAAAAAAAAAAAAAGUCUCCUACAUUUUCAGCGCUAUUUACUGCAGAAGGCAAUGUUUUUGUUAUUUAUUUUUUCUCUCCGUCAGUAUUAAGUUGUCAACCCGGGUUGCGUUCAUCUUUUUUUUUUUUUUUUUGUACGUUUGUCCUUUCUGCCCUUUUAUCUUCUUCUUUUGACUUUUUGCACUUGGUUUGGACGAGCCGUUUUAGGGAACAAAAACCAAAAAUGUUGCCUUACGUGUGCAGAUGUUUCGUACCAUACCGACAGGGUGUUACUUUGGGAGAGGGCGGGCGGGUUUCCGGGGGCGUGAAGGGUCAUUCUUAGUCGAGAAUAAGUGCAUGGCUCGUGGUUCACUCAAAAGAAAAAAAAAAGAAAAAGUACAAAAAAAGAUUUCUUUCUCGUACAUUUGCCAUGGCGGCGCACAUUCCCCAAUCCCAUGGCGGUGAAGACGACUGUCCACAGGUCGACAAAAACAGACAAAAAAAGGAGGGAUGAGAAUGGACGAGUCUGUAUCAUUCCGUUCAUCGUUGCAGUGUAACUACUUUGCUCUUUUUCAACCCGUGUGUGUGUUUUUUCUCGCGCUUUACUUCCGAGUCGUUCUUUUAUUUUGAAACAGGAAACA
This is a messenger RNA of Scatophagus argus, 3449 nucleotides long. RefSeq names its product v-akt murine thymoma viral oncogene homolog 3b (gene akt3b). Gene Ontology annotation, biological process: protein phosphorylation. The record is from RefSeq and is a predicted model, not a curated record. Gene Ontology annotation, molecular function: ATP binding; protein serine/threonine kinase activity. The transcript has 14 exons. Lineage: Eukaryota; Metazoa; Chordata; Actinopteri; Scatophagidae. Bases 1190 to 2629 code for a protein of 479 amino acids.